Molecule: messenger RNA, 1992 nt
Organism: Heteronotia binoei (common prickly gecko)
Lineage: Eukaryota; Metazoa; Chordata; Lepidosauria; Squamata; Gekkonidae
Gene: GRB14
Product: growth factor receptor bound protein 14
Exons: 14
Coding region: 133-1695 (520 amino acids)
Biological process (GO): insulin receptor signaling pathway; negative regulation of insulin receptor signaling pathway
Cellular component (GO): cytoplasm; plasma membrane
Source: RefSeq, a predicted model, not a curated record
GGAGGUGUGCCUGGGCGUUGCGCUCGCCCGGGCUCCUUCCGCGGCUCACAUCCCCGCUGACUCUCGGGCCUCGCGCUCAGCUGCCGGCGGAGGAUGGUCCUUUAGAGCAGCAGAAGGAGCGGGGAAGAGGCGAUGGCUACUCGGUUGCCAGGUUUGCAGAGCGGCGCUGGCAGGGUGGCGCCGGAGCGCCGGGCACUCUCGGCGGUGCACGGCGGCCUGGGGGAGCUCUCCUUCGCCUCCUGGAUGCCUCCCACCCGGGUGCCCGUCAAAGAAGACAGGAGAAUGGAGACAGAACUUGAUGUACUGAAAAUCUCCUCCAUCCCAAACCCUUUCCCAGAGCUUUGCUGCCCUCAGUUACCGUCUGUUUUGUCCACCAACCUAUUGCCCAAGGCAAAUGUGCGCAUCAAACAGGUAGUUAAAGUAUAUAGCGAGGAUGAAACUUGCAGAACUUUGGAAGUACCGAGUGAUUUAAUAGCAAGAGAUUUGUGCCAGCUGCUCAUAUUGAAGAACCAUUAUGUUGAUGAUCACAGCUGGACCUUAUUUGAAAACCUCACUUGCUUGGGUUUAGAAAGAAUAAUAGAAGACCACGAAGUGGUGAUUGAGGUUCAGUCAAAAUGGGGGAUUGAAGAAGGCAAUAGAUUUUAUUUUAGAAAAAAUUAUGCUAAAUAUGAAUUCUUCAAAAACCCUGUGAAUUUUUUCCCGGAGCAUCUGGUGUCCUUCUGCAAUGAGAUCAGUGGAGAUGUGAGCCACGCACAGAUCCUGCAGAUGUUUUUAAGUGGCAGUGGGUAUCCCGAAAUCCACAGUUAUUUAUAUGCUAAAGAACGAGGGAAAAAAACCUGGAAAAAGAUGUACUUUUUGUUGCGGAGCUCUGGUCUGUAUUAUUCCAUCAAGGGGAUGUCAAAGGAGCCGAGGCACUUGCAACUAUUCAGUGAAUUCAGCAGUAGUGAUGUGUAUAUGUCUUUGACAGGCAAAAAGAUACCCGGAGCGCCAGUCAGCUAUGGGUUCUGCUUUAAGCCUCACAAAGCAGGAGCUGCCGGAGACCUGAAACGGCUUUAUGCAGACAGCGAGCAGAAAAGGACCUGCUGGGUGACGGCGAUUCGUUUGUGGAAGCAUGGAAUGCAACUGUAUCAGAAUUACAUGCAACCGUAUCACGGUAGAGGUGGCUGCGGUUCUCUUAAUACACCUACGAGAAGCGUUUCAGAGAAUUCUCUUGUGGCCAUGGACUUCACAGGACAUAAAUCCAGAGUUAUUGAAAACCCCUCAGAAGCUCUGUCAGUUGCAGUUGAAGAAGGAUUAGCAUGGCGGAAAAAAGGCUGUUUACGACUUUGUAGCCCCUCCACUUUGCAAAAUGCCCCAUCAAACAUAGCCAUACACAGUUCUCAGCCGUGGUUUCACCACAAGAUCUCUAGAGAGGAGGCUCAUCAGCUGAUUCUGAGGCAAGGACUGGUGGAUGGAGUUUUCUUGGUACGGGAUAGCCAAAGUAACCCCAAAACCUUUGUGCUGUCAUUGAGCCAUGGAUUAAAAAUCAAGCACUUCCAAAUUGUGCCAUUGGAUGAGGAUGGCAAACUAUUUUAUACACUGGAUGAUGGUCACACCAGAUUCUCUGAUCUUAUUCAGCUAGUGGAAUUCUACCAGCUCAAUAAAGGCUUUCUUCCUUGCAGGUUAAAACAUUAUUGUGCCCAGAUUGCACUUUAAUUGAAAUGGCAACGUCUCGCCAAAGCCUCCUAGAAUUUAAAGGUAGAAUGCAUUUUUUUAAAAUAACAGUCUCUUAAAUGAAGGGACUAUAAAGUCAAUGCACUUGGUGAAUGUCAGAUUUUGGCUUAAAAAAGCAGAGUUUGUGUGUGUCACAGAAAAACAAAGAAUCUGCUACUUCUGGGUUAGAAUCGACUAAUCAAUGGUGAUCUUCCAAAAAUCUCAAAAAUAAAUUAUGUAAUGGUGUAUAAUGCUGCAUUCUUAGGAAAUAUUUUUUCAAAUAAAUGUUUUUUUCCCCUC